AUGAGACCGAGCACGUCGGCGAACUUCCAGCUUCUGGCUAUUGCGUUUUUCCUGUGUACGGUGUUCAAAGCCGUCGUGGUCGCUGGACUGCCCCUUCCUCACCCUGUACUAGUAUCACUGGAAGAUUUCAUCCCGCAGCAGCCUGAGGGUCGGGAGGACAAUAACAACAUCAACCGCGGCGGCAAAGAUGUUCAAGUUGUCGACCCGAAGGGCAGACCCAAACCUGUCUCUUUUACUCCACAGCCGCAGUAUAUUGUGCUCACGCCGCCGCUCCUCCAACACGAUGUCCAGAGACAGAUGCCAGUCGAGGUAUUGACUCAUGUAUCGUCGGCGCCGGCGGCUGGGAGGAACCGCUACCGCUUUUUCUCGAGAGGCAGGAGACGCGAUGCCAGAGAUCGGAAUGAGCCAUCAGGAUUGUUGGCUGGCAGUGGCAAUGUGGGCGUGGAUGUGCAGGAGGAUACGAGUGGCGGGGAUUGGGAGGCUUGGGGCCAGCAGUUUCAAGCACAGUUGAGAGAGCGCCGGUGUCAUACUCAGGGGGCAGAUUGUUCGGCCUCAGCCAAGGUGAAGCGGUGA
Molecule: messenger RNA, 573 nt
Organism: Exophiala dermatitidis NIH/UT8656
Lineage: Eukaryota; Fungi; Ascomycota; Eurotiomycetes; Chaetothyriales; Herpotrichiellaceae
Exons: 1
Coding region: 1-573 (190 amino acids)
Source: RefSeq, a predicted model, not a curated record